AGAGCGGACUUUAUGCUCAUCUGCCGCCUAAUAGGGACGUGGAGCGUCCGCUCGGCUCCGCACGGCGGCGGCAGCAGGGGCCGGGCUCAGUUUCCGGGUUUGGCGUCUUUGUGCACACGGCACCUGGCUGGUGCAGCGCGCACAACACCAACGUGUUACUGUUUACCACCAGCCUGUGUUCAGCUCUCACUCAGACACGUGUGGCUGCUCCAGUGGCUGGACGUGUUUUAUUUUACUAAUUUAUCCUCGAAUAACGUCACUGAGCUUCGGCCGAAGCACGCCAUGAGCACGAGGCCUGGGCCGCAACCUAGUCACGUCCAUCAGCGUUCUACGAGCCUUACGAAACAGCCGCUGCUAGCAUGGAGGCUAACAGGCUAAUAUAAAGCUCACAAACCAGACAAAUACGACCAUUAACAAAUUUGGAUGAGUUGCUGUAAAUAGUUGCAUAAAAUACGUAAUCUGAGAGAUGAUGGAGGAGGACAACAGUAGAGUCGCCUUGAUGGCGAUGUUUCUGCUCGCUGUGAGCUUCCCGGACUUCGGCGGGUCGACCAGCCCCGACUGCAGCCCGUCCACCACAGAGGCCGGCAGCAGGGUGCAAUUUCUGUCGGGUGUGGUCAACAAACAGAGAGCUGAACAAAGUCAGAGGCAACACUUGGAAGCUCUGUUUAACAGAUACGGAGAAAACGGCACCAUCUCUCUGGCUGGUUUAAAGCGUCUUUUACAAAAUGUGGGAUUGGACCGCAUCAGAACUGUUAUGGUGCAGCAUCACGAGCAACCUGGACACCAUACCCAUCACCAUGACCACCAUCAUCACCACCACCACCACAGUAUCCAUGACAACAACUCACAUCCCCAGAAACAUGUCCACACUGAACCCUCACAGCCCAGGAUGUCCAUGAAUCCUCCAAACGUCUCAGAUGUCACGCGGGGAAAGAAGGAGGCGGUCCAGGAGCUUGGAACUACAUCGGUGUUCAGUGCUCAGCUGGUGGUGAAGCCAGAUGGAGAUCAGAAGGGGCAAGAUGGCAGCGCAGAGCAGUCCACUCCUUCAGCACAGCCAAACACUGGGACAACUGCUGCUAUGCUGGUCACUGAAAGCCAGAAGCAGACACUUGGAAUGGGUCAGGAAGAUGAUCGCAGCGGUGGCCCUGUUGAUCACCACGACCACGCCCACGAUCAAGCCCACGAUCACACCCACAAUCAUGACCACGAUCAUGACCACGACCAUGAAGACCAUGAAGAGUGUAUGAACGCCUCCAGCAUCCUCUUUUCACAUGGGAUUUCCCAGGAGGGGGGUCUCAGCCUCGGUGACUUUGGAUACCUCUGCCCCGCCCUGCUCAACCAGAUCGAUGGGGGAGCGUGCCUCCUGCAUGGUGACCCCUAUGGACACGAUCAUAAACAUCAUAAACAUGCGCAUGGCCACCACAGUGAACACAACCACUCUGACCACAACCACAGUGAGCACGCUGGUGUAGAGAGUGGCAGAAGCAUCACCACAGCGUGGGUCGGCGGCUUCGUCUCCAUCACCAUCAUCAGCCUGCUCUCUCUGCUCGGCGUCGUCCUCAUCCCGCUCAUGAACAAAGUUUUCUUCAAGUUCCUGCUCAGCUUCCUGGUGGCGCUGGCUGUCGGCACGCUGAGCGGCGACGCCUUCCUGCACCUCAUCCCCCACUCUCAGGGAGGCCAUGAUCACCACCAUGAGGAUUCUGAGAUGAAUAUGGAGGGACAUCACGUCCAUGAGGAAAACCUGGAUGCCGUGUGGAAGGGUCUGACUGCUCUGAGUGGGGUCUACUUCAUGUUUCUCAUUGAGCACUUCCUGACGCUGGGAAAAAUGUACAAAGACAAGAAACAAAAGAAAAAGUGGGAUCAGAAUGACAAAGCGGAUCCCGAAAAGCAGCCUGCUCUGGAAGAGAACGACCUGAAGCCAACUGAAGACGUGGAGACUAAUGGUGCUGGCACAUUUGGAGACCACUCGAGCAGCCUGCACGGCGGCAGCGUGGCCGAGGAGGAGCAGGUGAUGCUGGCGCCACAGGUGUCCACCGUCUCGCCCCAGGGCUACAGCGGCGCCUCGGUGGCCGCCGCCUACACUGCAGAGGACUGCGAGAACAAAUGCCACUCCCACUUCCACGACACGGUGGGCCAGGCCGACAGCAUGCACCACCACCACCACGACUACCACCACAUCCUGCACCACCACCACUCCCAGAACCACCACCCACACAGCCACUCCCAUUCCUACUCAGAGCAGCACUUCCAGCAGGCGGGCGUGGCCACGCUUGCCUGGAUGGUCAUCAUGGGAGAUGGACUGCACAACUUCAGCGACGGCCUGGCUAUCGGCGCUGCCUUCACUGAGGGGCUGUCCAGUGGUCUCAGUACGUCUGUGGCUGUUUUCUGCCAUGAGCUGCCACACGAGUUAGGUGACUUUGCUGUGCUCCUAAAGGCUGGUAUGACGGUGCGUCAGGCCAUUCUCUACAACGUCCUGUCGGCCAUGAUGGCGUACCUGGGUAUGGUGACUGGUAUCUUACUAGGACAUUACACUGAGAACAUCUCCAUGUGGAUCUUCGCCCUCACAGCGGGACUCUUCAUGUAUGUGGCUCUGGUGGACAUGGUGCCAGAGAUGUUGCAUAACGAUGCCGGGGAUCACGGCUUCAGCCACUGGGGCUUCUUCCUGCUUCAGAAUGCUGGGAUCCUGCUGGGCUUCUGCAUUAUGCUGCUAAUUGCCAUUUUUGAACACAAAAUCCAGCUGGACCUGGGAUACUGAAGGAAAGGUUCAUUUUGAGCUCUGUGUGCAUUCACUUGUUGUUGUCAUAUAGUAUGUGUAGUGUGUUUUCUUUUUUUGGUGAUUUCAUGAAGAGAAAAGUCUGGAAGUCCUUUUGAUUUAAGUCGUAAUAUGUGUAAAGAAGCUUCAGUUCCAAGUCUGCAAACACAAACAUUCAUUAGAACAAUCAUUUAGAGUCAACUGACAUCAUAACUGCACAUCAUUGUCUCCCACUACCACCACAUGUACAAUCCUUAAGUGGGACGACAUCACAGGGCAAAGUCCUGAAAACCUCAUCAACUUUCACUAUUUUAUCAGUCUAGUAACACAUGAACAGCAGAAUGGGAAACGUACCCUAUCUCUCUACAUUGAGCUCUAACUCCAUUUAGUCUGUUAUUUUUCUUUAUUUCAUCUGAUGUGUGGAUCAGUAUUCAAGUACAUACAUAUUGACAAUGCAAACGUUGUGGUCACGGAAAAUUUUAUAGUGCAGGUUUUGUCCAAGCUGUUCUCUCUACGUUGUCUAAUUUGGUUCAACAUUCCAAAAUCGGAAUUAUUCCAUAUCAUUAAUAUUCACUACGAAUUUUCAGAACCAAAAAACGUGAUGCUUUUUUUUACUUACAAACACUUUCUGUUGUUGAUUGUUGUUCUAAAUUAUAAUUGUUGCGGUGCUAAUUGUGAUCGAUUGAAAGUUCUCACAGUUUGUGGUACUGGACAGUUCAUCUAUGUAAUGUUUAUGUAGAGCCAGAAAGUGCUGGUUGACGACUAAAUGUGAUUACUGUCAUUUACUGCGGCACAGUUAAAGCCAGGUACUUUUCUGUUUAACACAGACAGACACAUGUUACCAAUGUGAAAAACCACAGGCUUUAAGGAGAGAAUUACAUUUUCUCUGUUAGCUGUAUCUGCAGAAAAUCCGUCCAUUAACAGGCACUGUUGAAGGAAAAGUCUCCAUAGACCAUUUUAGUUUAAAUUAAACUGUUUUGGUUGCUCUUGAAAUGGAGGAAAUAACUAAUAUAAAAUAAUUAACUUUUUUUAAUUGAGAUUUUUUAAUGUUCUGUUGUUAAACGGAAAGUUCUGAGACGCAGCAGCGCCACCUGUUGCCAUAUGUUAAGGUUUAUGUUGAAUUAACUUCAGACUGACUCAUUAGUGUGAUUAGACGGAGCAUAGUGAUGUGGAACACAUUAUUCAUGCUGCUUUGUCAUUUUGUUCUAAACGUGGACUGCGAUGUUACAAAACACACGACCAAACAUGUAGUUUUGCCUUUAGUGGGUCUUUUUGUCAACUAAUAUUUUCAACAUUUGUCUGAUUUCCUAAUAAUAUGCCCUUCCUGAGUUUUUUUUUUACCAGAGGCUCUGGUGAGGAAUUGUUUUAUAUUCUGUCUGGUUUAUUCAUGCUCAUGCAGCUCUGAACAGUCGAUCAAACGCCUGCAGACAUAUUGAUGCAUGUUGAAGUGGGACUGACGGUCUUUUAGGGAUGGGUCCAUGAAAAGCUGUUGAUCAGAUACAGUCAGGUCAUCGUUAGUGUUUUUUGUGGACACAUUAUAGUGACUGUCUACUGUACCUUUUUUUAGUUUAAUGUUUUAAUUGUUAUGUUACACUCAAGGCUGCUUCAUUUCUAACACAUACCAAGGUACCUUAAACUGCUUAAACUUAGAAAACAAGUUUAGUCCCAUCACUGAACAAAGGUGUAUAUGUUACAUAUAGUAUUAUAUGUCUAUAUACUUGCGUAAAAUAUGGUAUAGGGUCAAAUUAGUUUCUGUUGUCACUCUUUGCUGUCUGUUGUGUAGAAUGUGCUUCAUCAUAUUUGAGACAAACAAAAUUUAAAUUCAGUGAAUUACGAACAUGCGGGAAUUCACACAGGAGGGAGGUUUUCAGUUUUAUGUGUAAAACUAUGCAAAGUGUCAUCAGUCUAUCGGUUAACAGAGGGAACAGAAACACACAUACAGUCAGAGCUCAGGUAGAAAUAGCUUAAAUGUUUGUUAUUUCAUGUGAGAGUAAAUGAGCACUUACGAUGCUGUCAAACAUGCAGGCCAGCUCAUUUUUAGAGAGAAGUAAAAAUAUUAAAAACUGGAAUACGACUAUGUAAAUGUGCAGAUGUGACAUGUUCUGGCCCAGUAGGUAGUUUGCUGCUGAGCGGUUGUGGUGUUGAUGUUAUUUUAUCCACCUCUGUACUGAAUCAUUGACUGCUUUGGUUUUGGCUCACUGUGCUGUCCCACAUUCCUGAAUACAAAUAAACUUGGUCACCAUCCCAGGA
Betta splendens (Siamese fighting fish) is the source of this 5002-nucleotide messenger RNA. It is a transcript of the gene slc39a6, whose product is annotated as solute carrier family 39 member 6. The transcript is spliced from 13 exons. Bases 467 to 2755 code for a protein of 762 amino acids. NCBI's taxonomy places the organism in Eukaryota, Metazoa, Chordata, Actinopteri, Anabantiformes, Osphronemidae. Gene Ontology annotation, cellular component: membrane. Gene Ontology annotation, molecular function: zinc ion transmembrane transporter activity. Gene Ontology annotation, biological process: intracellular zinc ion homeostasis; zinc ion import across plasma membrane. The record is from RefSeq and is a predicted model, not a curated record.